Molecule: messenger RNA, 3672 nt
Organism: Lotus japonicus
Lineage: Eukaryota; Viridiplantae; Streptophyta; Magnoliopsida; Fabales; Fabaceae
Product: valine--tRNA ligase, mitochondrial 1
Exons: 21
Coding region: 1-3366 (1121 amino acids)
Biological process (GO): valyl-tRNA aminoacylation
Cellular component (GO): cytosol
Molecular function (GO): valine-tRNA ligase activity; aminoacyl-tRNA deacylase activity; ATP binding
Source: RefSeq, a predicted model, not a curated record
AUGAACCUCCGUAUGCGUCUUAUACUGCGCCUCUCAAGCUCUCACUCUCGCUCUCACUCUCAGCUCCGCCGAAUCACCACCGCAUCACCGUCGAUCUUCACACCUCUCAGUCUCAGCCACCGUCGACUCGCAACUGCAACCUCCACAAGCCGUUUCUGGCUUUGCCUUCUGCGCAGAUUUCAUACCUCGAACAAUCUUCACUGUUCACCAAUGGAGUCAUCCUCUGACAACAAGAAAGAGCAAGUGCCACCCGCAAUUGAAGACCCUGAAAAGAAAAAGAAGAAGGAAGAAAAGGCUAGGGAGAAGGAAUUGAAGAAACAGAAAUUUCUUCAAAAGCAAGCUCAGCAACAAGUGCAACAGCCAUCCAAUGCUUCUAAAAAGAGUGAAAAGAAAACUGUGAAGCGUGGUGGCGCACAGGAUGAGAAUCCUGAAGAUUACGUUGAUCCUGAGACUCCAGUGGGUGAUAAGAAGCGUAUGUCUCAGCAACUGGCGAAACAGUAUAGCCCAGCUGCAGUGGAGAAAUCGUGGUACGAGUGGUGGGAGAAAUCAAAUUUUUUUGUGGCAGAUGCUAACAGCUCCAAACCACCUUUUGUUAUUGUUUUGCCUCCACCGAAUGUGACUGGUGCUCUCCAUAUAGGUCAUGCCCUAACAGCUGCAAUAGAGGACAUGAUGAUUCGGUGGCGAAGAAUGUCUGGAUACAAUGCUUUGUGGGUGCCUGGUAUGGAUCAUGCUGGGAUUGCCACACAGGUGGUUGUGGAGAAAAAGAUAAUGCGUGAAAGAAAAUUAACCAGACAUGAUCUGGGCCGUGAGAAAUUUGUCUCUGAGGUUUGGGAAUGGAAAAACAAAUAUGGGGGCACAAUAUUACAACAGCUACGCAGAUUAGGAGCCUCUCUGGAUUGGUCUCGUGAGUGCUUCACUAUGGAUGAAAAAAGAUCUAAGGCUGUGACAGAGGCUUUUGUGAGGCUUUACAAUCAAAAGCUUAUCUACAGGGACCUCCGUUUAGUGAAUUGGGAUUGUGCGCUACGAACCGCAAUAUCUGAUAUUGAGGUGGAUUAUAUUGAUAUAAAAGAAAGGACCCUACUAAAGGUUCCAGGAUAUGACAAACCGGUGGAAUUUGGAGUUCUAACAAAAUUUGCUUACCCUUUGGAUGGUAACCUAGGUGAAAUUGUUGUUGCCACAACUAGAAUAGAAACUAUGCUUGGUGACACUGCAAUUGCCGUACAUCCUGAAGAUGGCAGAUACAAGCACUUUCAUGGAAAGUUUGUUGUUCAUCCAUUUAACGGCAGAAAACUUCCUAUAAUUUGUGAUGCUGUUCUUGUUGAUCCAGAAUUUGGGACGGGUGCUGUUAAGAUUACACCCGCCCAUGAUGCAAAUGAUUUUGAGGUGGGAAAACGUCACAACCUUGAAUUCAUUAAUGUUUUCACUGAUGAUGGCAAGAUAAAUUCUAAUGGAGGCUCUGAGUUUUUGGGUAUGCCACGUUUUAAACUUCGAGAAGCAGUAAAAGAAGCCUUAGAAAAGAAGGGGCUUUAUAGAGGUUCUGAAAACAAUGAGAUGCGCCUCGGUGUCUGUUCAAGAAGCAAUGAUGUUAUUGAGCCCAUGAUAAAGCCACAGUGGUAUGUCAAUUGCAAUGAUAUGGCUAAACAAGCUCUUCAUGCUGCCGUGGAUGAAGAAAAUAAAAAGCUAGAGAUUAUUCCAAAACAAUAUUUAGCUGAUUGGAAGAGAUGGCUAGAAAAUAUACGUGAUUGGUGCAUUUCACGUCAGCUAUGGUGGGGUCACCAAAUACCUGCAUGGUAUGUGACUUUAGAGGAUGACAUACUGCAAGAAUUUGGCGCUUACAAUGAUCAUUGGGUAGUGGCAAGAAACGAAGAGGAGGCCCGAGAGGAGGCUAGCCAAAGGUAUAAUGGAAAGAAGUUUCAAAUAGGCCAGGACCCUGAUGUUCUUGAUACAUGGUUUUCUUCUGGUUUGUUUCCGUUAUCUGUGCUGGGAUGGCCUGAUGACACAGAAGACCUGAAGGCAUUCUAUCCAACAUCUGUUUUGGAAACUGGCCAUGAUAUCCUAUUUUUCUGGGUUGCUCGGAUGGUGAUGUUAGGAAUGAAGUUGGGUGGUGACUUGCCUUUUAGAAAGAUUUAUUUGCACCCAAUGAUUCGCGAUGCACAUGGGCGCAAGAUGUCCAAGUCCUUGGGGAAUGUUAUUGAUCCCAUUGAAGUGAUAAAUGGGAUAUCACUGCAAGGUCUGCACAAAAGGUUAGAAGAAGGUAAUCUUGACCCCAGAGAACUAGCUAUUGCCAUAGAGGGUCAGAAGAAGGACUUUCCAACUGGUAUUGAGGAAUGUGGUGCUGAUGCUCUCCGUUUUGCACUAGUCUCAUAUACAGCUCAGUCCGACAAAAUUAACCUAGAUAUUCAAAGGGUGGUUGGGUAUCGCCAAUGGUGUAAUAAACUGUGGAAUGCUGUUCGAUUUGCUAUGAGCAAGCUUGGAGAUGAUUAUAUUCCUCCUGCAAAUUUGAAUCCAGAUAUUCUCCCAUUCAGCUGCCAGUGGAUACUCUCUGUGUUGAAUAAAACCAUAUCCAAAACAGUGAAUUCUCUAGAAUCAUCUGAGUUCUCACAAGCUACCACUGCUGUAUAUUCAUGGUGGCAGUAUCAAUUGUGUGAUGUAUUUAUUGAAGCCAUCAAGCCUUACUUCACUGCUGGUAAUGAUCUCAAGUAUGCUUCUGAGAGACGCUUUGCACAAGAUACUUUGUGGUUUUGUCUGGACAAUGGGCUGCGGUUGCUUCAUCCCUUUAUGCCUUUUGUCACGGAAGAAUUGUGGCAGCGCCUUCCUUCGUCCAAGGAAUGUAAGAGAGCAGAAUCUAUCAUGAUAUGCGACUAUCCAUCAACUGUAGAGAGUUGGAAUAAUGAAAAGGUGGAGAAUGAGAUGGACCUUGUUGAGUCUACUGUUAAGUCUCUCAGGUCACUGGCAAAAGAAAGACGUGACAGGCGGGCGGCUUUUGUUCUCUGCCGAACACCGGUGGUUACAGAGAUUAUGAACAGCCAUCAACUGGAGAUUGUAACACUAGCUAAUCUAUCCUCUUUGACUGUCACUGAAAAUGAAGCUGUUCCAUCUGGAUAUGUUGAUGCUGUUGUAAAUGAAAGCCUUUCUGUUUAUCUAGAGCUUCAAGGAGCUAGUUCUGCAGAACUAGAGGAAGCAAAGAAGAAGAAGAUAGAUGAGCUGAACAAGCAAAUAGAAAGAUUAGAGAAGAUCAUGAAUGCUCCAGGUUAUAGAGAGAAGGUUUCACCAGAGAUUGGAGCCAAGAACCAGGAGAAGCUAGAUUCCCUAAAAGAGCGUUUAUUGCUUGAGGAAGCGGCUGGUCUCAGUCUCACUUCAAAGUAAUGUAACUUGUAUGAAGAACGCAAGGAAAAAGGUCCAUCAGGAGUUGAAGCUUUGCUUACAGUUCACACCGAGUAUUUUUAUUGGCUGUGGUGCACUAUCUUCUAGUAAGUUAAUGGAAAUUUUGGUAUUUGUACAAUUGUUUGUUCAGACUACGAUUCUUGUAAUCAUUUUUUUUUAUUGGAGGUUGACAAUGCACUCCGGUAUUACCUGUUAAGGAACUUGUUUGCAAUUUUGGAAUUAGAUUAUUAUGGUAUAAUUAUACAAUGUAGUGAAUGUACACCCUGAGUAUAACAGUCGUUUAUGGAA